Adelges cooleyi (spruce gall adelgid) is the source of this 1060-nucleotide messenger RNA. RefSeq lists its product as uncharacterized. Lineage: Eukaryota; Metazoa; Arthropoda; Insecta; Hemiptera; Adelgidae. The transcript is spliced from 15 exons. The coding region runs from base 113 to 898 and encodes 261 amino acids. The record is from RefSeq and is a predicted model, not a curated record.
AUACCGUCAAGCCGCAGGAAAAGCACUUUUAAACAGUAUAGCAAGCUGAUCGAUAGAACAUUGUCUUAAAAGUUUCAUAUAAUUUGAUACCAAACGUCAGAGAUUCUAAAAAAUGAAACUUUACUAUGUUUUAUUUUCCUUUGCCUUUGCAAAUAUAUUGGCAGAAACUAUAGAUACUUAUAAGAUGGAAGUUGUCAUUACUAACGAACUUAUCAGGCAAGCUGAUCAAGUAAAUGGUAUUCCGGAUGUAAUAAGAAGAAUUUUCGAUGAAAAUAGCCAUUAUUUAAUAGAGGAUUUAGUUUAUAUGUGGACUGUACCGGAUCAAGCAGCCAUUACGGCCAAAAAAUUAUCUAGCUCUAGUCAAAAUCAAAUUCCAGUUAUAAAUCUUGAUCCACCCCAAAUAGGAUCUAGUCAAAUUCCAGAUCUAAAUCUUGAACCACCCGAAGAAAUAGACUGUAGUCAAAUUCAAAUUCCAGUUCUAAAUCUUGAUCCACCCAAAAUAGCGGCCGAAAAUAUAGAAAAGUGCAUAGAAUAUGAGCAUACUUUACAAAAGGCAAUAGUCAAGAGCAUUGCUUGUAUCGAGUCGAAGCCUGCUGCUGAAACCCUAGAGGAUGAAAUCAAAAGAGCUGAUUUGAAGGCUGAUAGUCUUACAAGAAGGCUAAUGGUUAAAAAACAUUUUAGUUAUUUAAUAAAUCAUGCUACAGAUCCUCGUCAUAAAUCCAGUCUUAUUGAAAGAUGUUAUUUAAUUGCAAUAUUCAGAACUUCAUUGCUUGGACCCAAACAAUCAAAAAAUUUUAUCAAAUUUGCAAGACUUCACCCCCAUGAUAAUUGUUGCAUAAUUACUUCUGCAAAAAAUGAUAUUACUUUCUACCCAAUGAAAAUGACUGACGUAAAAUAAUAUUUUCUAGACAGUUAUGAUAUAAGACUUGAAAUGAUAGAACCCUGAUUUCUGUAAGCUCAGCAUUAUACUUAUUAUUUAAUUUAAAUUAACUAUUUUUAUGAAUAAUAAAUACUAUAGAUAAUACAGAAUGUUAUUUUCAUUAUAUUUAAAUUUUAUUUA